Bombyx mandarina (wild silkworm) is the source of this 2615-nucleotide messenger RNA. RefSeq names its product TBC domain-containing protein kinase-like protein. Gene Ontology annotation, biological process: protein phosphorylation; regulation of GTPase activity. NCBI's taxonomy places the organism in Eukaryota, Metazoa, Arthropoda, Insecta, Lepidoptera, Bombycidae. Gene Ontology annotation, molecular function: ATP binding; small GTPase binding; GTPase activator activity. The record is from RefSeq and is a predicted model, not a curated record.
UCAAGAAAAAAAUUAACAGUUAAUUUUAUUACAGUUUUAUGUAACAAUAUAAAAAGAUAUUUAUAAAAUGCACAGUGACCAUGAAGAAAAUUACAAAUUUGCUGCAUGCACGUUUUUCGCUAAGAGUCACCCUGGUGAAACUUGUGGAAGUAAUGGACUGCCCCUUACUCCCAGUUCUAUAUCAAUCUUAGGACGUGCACAAAGACUGCUGUCCAUAGAACACCCAAAUUUGUGCACUUACUUGGACAUAAUACGUGGAAAACAUGAGAGAAUAAUAGUUGUGGCUGAAGUUAUAGGAAAGUCAUUAGCUGAUCUCAAAAAAAAGUUAUCCACAGAGGAAAUAAUAAAUAUAGCCAGACAAGUUGCCAAUGGACUGCAAUAUUUGCAUGCAAAUAAUAUUACCCACAGAACACUCUCCGAUGACAAUAUUUUGAUAGAUUUGAAUGGAAAAGUAAAACUAUUCAAUUAUGGUAUAUUUUACAUGACAUAUGGAGGUAGUGAAGUUGCAUUUCCACUUGGUCAACCAAGAUACCUAAGUCCAGAAACAAUAUUGAACAGUGGUGGUCCUACAGCAGACAUUUGGACAUUUGGUGUCAUUCUGUUAGAGUUGUGUAUCGGAAAGCUUUGGGCUAAAUUAAAACCAGGUCCAAUAUUGAGAAGAAUACUUGGCUUGGUGCAUGUUAAUGACCCUGCUAAAAGAAUUGCAAGAGAGCAUAACAGCAUUGAGGAAUAUGAACAAUUACCUAAAUACCUGCAAACCUUAAUAGAAAAAUGCCUCCAAAUUUGCCCUAGUAAAAGAGCGACAAUCACCGAAAUACUCCAGGACUUGUCUAAUGUUGAUACCAAGGAAAUGUGUGCUGUGAAACCGCCGCGAGGAUUGAUGGGCUGUAAACUACAGUAUCUCUAUCAUUGGUGGCAACUGGCUGGUGGUGAUAUACAAGUUGAAUUGAAGAGAAAUGGUUUGAUCAAAAACAGUCCACCCAUACUGUCUAUACCUGUCGCUAUCCUCCUCGACGGUUGUACUAUAGGCGGCAAAACCGGAGUCCUAUACGAUCGCCGCAUCGCGAAAUACAGCAUCGAGCUGCUGCAGUCCAGACUCAGUCAUGUAUCAGCCCACGACUACUAUCCGCUCAUGCACGAACGGAAGAAACAAAACGACGCCGUCACGUUGCCGAAAACGAUCCGAGAGAGGGAUACGGAAUACCAAUUCUAUAGAUUGCUCUGGUUCCAGAGACUGUUGCAUGGCUAUCCAUAUACAGCUCCAUAUAUACGAGCAGAAGCAGAAAUCGAUAUCCCACCGUUAGUGCGCGGCGAUGUGUGGGCAGCCCUACUCGGCGUUGUCGGAGAUAUAGAAGAACAGUACGAGAGGAUUGAUAAAGAGACACCCACGCCUACUGACAGACAGAUAGAUGUGGACAUACCGCGUUGUCAUCAGUACUGUUGGUUGCUAUGCGGCUCGGCUGGCCACAGAACGCUCAAGAGGCUCCUCAAGGCGUGGCUACUGACCAACCCUCAAUACGUGUAUUGGCAAGGACUCGAUUCUCUGACGGCACCAUUCAUGUACCUUAACUUCUGUAAUGAAGCUCGAGCAUUUGCGUGCCUCAGUGCGUUCGUGCCGAAGUUCUUGCACAAGUUCUUUUUGAAGGACAACAGCGCCGUCAUAAAGGAGUACCUUGCGAAGUUCUGGCAGAUGGCGGCCUUCCACGAGCCCCGACUCGCGACCCACCUCCACGACAUCAACUUCGUGCCGGAACUCUUCGCCAUACCUUGGUUCCUCACUAUGUUCUCGCAUGUUUUUCCGCUACACAAAAUAGUUCAUCUAUGGGACGCCUUUCUGGUCGAGGGUCCCUCGUUGCCUUUAUUUAUGGGUGUGGGAAUAUUGAGGCAAUUGCGUGACACUUUACUAGAAUCCGGAUUCAACGAAUGUAUAUUGUUGUUCUCCGAUUUACCCGAAAUCGAUAUAGGAGAAUGUGUCAAGGAGGCUAUAAAUAUGUGUCGUAGCUCGCCAAGAAGCAUCAGUUACAGAAGAUUCACGAAUGACACUGUUAAAAAAGACGCUAUGGAUCAAGUAGAAAUUCCAAUGGAAGUACUGUUCGUCGAGAUCUGUCCCAGGAUAAGUCUGUCAGAUUUUUUCUCGUUGAUCUGCGAAGACAAAUGCUGCGUCGUCGAUAUAAGGUCCAAUCUCCUUUACGAGAAGAGCUGCAUAGACGGCAGUGUAAACGUGCCGUACAGUGGCGUCCAUCUCGGUCGGCACGAGCUCCGCGCUCUCGGUCCUCAGCCCGAGCGCGCCUUGCAGCAAGCCAUCAAGAUGAAGAGGAACGUCGUUAUUGCCUCGGCCGAAGACGAGACCGCGCAAUUGUUCAGUGAUUAUUUAGUGAAAUGCGGCGUUCCUAGGGUCUGCAUUCUGCACGGAGGCAUCGCCGCUCUGCAAACUCAUAUACCUUCGCUCUUCAUAACACCACCCACCGGGAAUACAGGAAAAUGAAUUUAAUCAACACGAAAUUCAAACAGCCAGCUCUCCUGAAAAUAAACAAGGCAAGACACGGGUAGGUACCACCGCCCUGCCUAUAUCUGCCGUGAAGCAGUAAUUCGUUUCGGCUUGCAGGGUGGGGCAG